AUGGCACCACAAAGGCGUUUUAAGGCCAAACACGAUCUUUUAUUGCUGGAUGAGGUGAACACGAUCAGCCCGUAUUUUGCAAGGAACAAAGAACAAGCUUGGAAGACCGUCGCAGAGAACCUGAAUAAAAUCCCCGAUCAGAUGUUUGGUCCUGAUAAUCUGCUCGAUGGCGUUGCGUGUAAAAACCGCGUGGAGAUUUUGGUUAAAGCGUUUCGCAGCGAAGACGUACGGAAUGUUGUUAAAAGUGGAACUGAAGAGCAAUAUGGAGACAUCGAAAAGCUCCUCACCAACAUCAGUGCAGCAGCACUAGACUGGGAAACCCAGCGUAAAUCUCGAGCAGCCCUCAAGAAGCAAGAGCAGGCUAAGCGCGAUACUGAGCUGGAAGAAGCGAACAAGGCUGUCGAAGCUGCGGGAGAAGUCGGCAUAGUUGAGCAAGUUGAAGUGACGGACGAAGAGUUGGUGGCUAUGGGUGCCAUGGAUCCUGCUGAAUUAAAUAACGCUAAUGGGCAACGUGAAGAUGACGACAACGGCAGAAAGAUUCCUACUCGCCUGCAGAAAAGGAAGACCAGCCCUAAACUUAGCGAAGCAGAGACGGUGGUAUCCCUCAUUUCCCAAGAAUCAGCGAAGACGCAGCGCAUCCGUGAAAUGGAGUUGGAGAGUUCCGCGCGCAUCCGCAAGAUGGAAAUUGACAAUGAAAAAGAAAUCGAGGCGCAGAAAGAAAUGAAGGAUAAAGAACUACAGAUGCAAAAACAGUUAAAAGAAAUGGAACUGCAGGUGAAAAAAGAGGUCGAUCUGAAAGCAUUAGAAAAUGAUCGAUUGCGAAUUGCUGCAGAAGAACGUAAAUGGGAAGCUAUGUUAGCUUGCAUGAAGAAAUAG
Messenger RNA from Paramacrobiotus metropolitanus, 876 nucleotides. RefSeq lists its product as uncharacterized. Lineage: Eukaryota; Metazoa; Tardigrada; Eutardigrada; Parachela; Macrobiotidae. The coding region runs from base 1 to 876 and encodes 291 amino acids. The record is from RefSeq and is a predicted model, not a curated record. The transcript has 3 exons.